Botrytis porri is the source of this 1290-nucleotide messenger RNA. RefSeq lists its product as uncharacterized. The transcript has 3 exons. The coding region runs from base 1 to 1290 and encodes 429 amino acids. The record is from RefSeq and is a predicted model, not a curated record. Lineage: Eukaryota; Fungi; Ascomycota; Leotiomycetes; Helotiales; Sclerotiniaceae.
AUGCAACUUCCCUCUCCUGAGAUCCUCGCCUCUUGGCCAGUCCCGAACUACACCAAUCCUAUAACGCGAGGGAAUGGAGUUUUAAUCGUCACUUCUAUUCUAUUUCCUCUGGCUUUAUCUAUGAUAAUCAUCAGACUUUACACUCGACUUGUUAUGUCAAAGAGUUUCGGAUUAGAUGAUUGGCUCAUAAUUGCAGCAAUGCUGCCAUCGACAUCAUUUGCUAUCCUCGCCAUUCUCGCCGAGAAAAAAUUCCGCUUCAAUCGACAUAUAUGGGAUGUUCCGUUCAAUCGGGUUACCUUUGGUCUACAAUACGUUAUAAUCACGCAAAUCGUUUUCACACUUGGCCAAACUCUCACAAAAUGUUCCAUGUUGGCAUUAUACUACCGAAUUUUAUCAAGCGGGAGAAGUUUUAAGAUCAUGACUAUCGCGGCUUCCAUUAUAAUCGCCGUUCAAGGCCUUCUAUUCAUCAUCGUUACUAUUUUUCAAUGCCGACCACCCUCUCAUUACUGGCUUAUAACGUUCGCUCCUCAGCCAGAAUGCAUCAAUGAAACUCUUCAUGUCACGAUUGCUGGAACCAUCAAUACUAUAACUGACUGUAUCGUCGUUUUAUUCCCAAUACCAAAAAUGCUCCGAUUGCAGAUCUCUCAACGUCAACGACUCAUCAUUAUUUUCCUCUUCGGUGCCGGAUUUCUCGUUUGUGUCGCUGGGGCUGUGAGAACAUACUACACUUAUGCAGAAUUGGUUUCAUCGGAUAUGACAUGGGACACUUAUCAUGUUUGGAUAAGUAGUACCGUUGAGCUUUAUGUUGGUAUAAUUGGCGCGUCCGUUCCUGCCACAAAACCUUUUUUCACACGUUACAUACCUUUUAUUCUUCCUCGCUCUUUACUUUCCAACCGAAGCGACCAUUACGCUAUAUCUUCGGCAGACAAGGGACCUUUCUCAGGAUCCACAACAGUCGCUACUCCAAGAGCCUCUCGUACCUCACGAAAACUCUCACACGAUGAUCUUGAAUUAGGCAAUAUUCGAGAGCGAGAAAACAGAUCAACAAGACGCUCAAGAAAUCUAGAUGCGAUUGAAGAGAUUGGGAGUGAUGCCAGCAUUUCGAGUUUUAUGAGAAUGGCAGCUGAGGGUGAAAGAAGGAGUAGUGAUGAAUGUAAAAGCGACAAAACUGGGAUAGGAAAGAGAGAUAGUGAAGAUACCUUCCGCUACACGACGAAUUCCAAAGAUGAAUCAACCGACGAAAGGGAUUUGGGUAUGGCAGCGCAAUACAAGCCGCGAUGUUCUGUGUGA